AUGGCAUCAAAAGGCAGUUACAAGAAAAUCUCUUGUGAUGAAGAUAAAAAAGUCAGUUUUGUAUCUUCACUUUUUUAUCGUUGGAUGAACGGAGUCCUUAAGGAGGGCAGUCAAAGACCUUUGGAUCAAAAUGACUUUUUACCCUUGUCAGACGAGAACUCUGGCCGUUUUGUCACCAACAAGCUUAAAAAAAUCUGGGAAAGCGAGAAACAUCAUUGCAAGAUGAAUGGGAAAAGGCCCAAACUUUGGAAAAGCGUGUUUUACAUGCUUUCUGCCAAAGAUGUUAUCAUCAUUUUGAUGGGGAAUAUAUUGUGCACAACUUCUCGCCUUCUCUUUCCACUGUUCCUGGGGUAUCUUGUUUCUAAGCUUAUGUCAACUGAGGCAGAGAAUGCUUAUCGGCUCUACGCCUGCGCAUUAGCUAUGUGUCUCAAUGGUUUGAUCGGUGGUCUUGGUAUGCACCAGGAUAGCUACAGAUGUGAAAUAUUGGGGAUCAAAAUAGGAAGCGCCCUGAGGGGACUGGUGUACCACAAGGUAGGCACGAUCCUAAAGAGUAUUCUAUGCACUUGUCAUAGGCUCAACUGAUUUUUCUAAUACCCUAAACACUCCAAACUAAGCCGAAAAAACACCUUUAUCUAUCCGACCCAGAAAUAAUUUUUUAGGCUUUUCUCAAAAGGCCACGCUUCUUAGCGAGAUUCAAAAUGGCGCCUUAGUUGUGGCUCUUUUUCACAUUUAAAGAUAAUUUGGUAGAGUUUUGUUUACUCUCGUCUCGAAACGCAGGAACGGAUGUCUUUAUGCCGUAGAUUAAAAUCAUAUGGUUUAUGGAACAUACUUCUCUAAUGUCUAAUAUGUACUCUCUUUCAGACACUUCUACUCAGCAAGCAGACGUUACUGAAAUUCACUGCAGGACGUUUACUCGACCUGAUAUCCAAUGAUGUUAAAAGAAUGGAAGAAGAGACAGUCAAGUUUUUUGUCGCAGCCGUUUUCGCAGUCCCUGCUUAUGUAGGGGCAAUAUUCCUUAUCUACAAUUUGAUUGGCUGGCAGGCUGUUAUGGGUGUGUUCCUUCUUUGUUUUCUUAUGCCAUACUUUGCCGUCUUGUCCUAUGCUAAUGCUAAGCUGCGCUUGCGCACAGCUACAGUGUCCGAUCAGCGAAUCUCCCUAAUGAAUCAAGUAGUUUCCGGGAUCCGCGCGGUCAAAACGCAUGCAUGGGAGGACGAAUAUAGACGAAAGAUAAAACAUGUAAGAAGGUAAGGUAAAUUGUCAGUUUUUAUCAGAAGUGGGCUUAAACAACUAUCUGUAUUCAUCCCCUUGAUUGUUGACCUAAAUUAUUCAAAAUCCACAAAUAUGUUUUGUCUCCACUGAGAGCUUUAUUAGCUAAGCAGUUCAAACAAAAAAAGUGUCUCAUGUAACCCAUUUCAUAACCAUAGGACUGGCCGGUCAGUUAAUAAAUAUCAGUAUCUACUGAGUAGAAAGUGUUGAAAGUGUACUCUGAUUGGCUACUCAAACUCCGAAUAUCCUUUGCAAUUCAUCUUCGAGCGACUCGUUCGGGAUUUGCACCCGAAAAUAUUGUAAUCGUUUUUACUUCAGUGUCGGUGAAAAAGGGUGGUUAUCACCUCCACUUCGGAGCAUAAUUGUUCGUUAUCAUAGGUAGAACAUCUCAUUGAGUCUAACUUGAAUUCAGUUAGUAUUAUUUCUCAUGCGCUGUCGUGGGUUCGCAAAAGACGCACUUUCACGAAGAAGUGAACGAUGAGGAAGGGUGCGCUUGCUGCCCGCUCACCUCCUAUAUAUUUCAAAUUAGAGAGAACACAUAGGACGAAUUGGUUCGACAGAAUGCCCACAUAACUGAUGAACAACUUUUAUCUGCAGAAAUGAAAUCAGCGUCAUUUCGAAGAGGACAGCCAUUCAGUCAAGUAUUGAUGCCUUGUUAUACAGUGCAACGCCAUUGGCCACUCUGGUGUCAGUAAUUAUUAUGGUGCUUACAGGCCAGACCCUCACGCCCGCCAAUGUUUUCAUGCUGCUGUCGUUUAUGGGUGUUAUCAAAUUUAGUGGUAUGGUGAACAUGACAUCAGGUUUAAUGGUAACGUAUGACGCCUACGUUUCGCUCGGAAGAAUCGAAGAAUUCCUUCUCCUGGAAAAUCUGUUGCAAGCCUCUGAGAGUGAUGUAAGCAACGAGCCUCAACAAAAAGCGAAAAGUACCGCAACUUACCUCAGUCGCAGUUACUUGAAAAAAGAAGAGGAAAAUACGGAGAAAGUUUCCCUCUCUCGUGAGUCAAGAGAAUUAGGGCCUACUAUAUUAUGUGUGUCAAAUUUAAGCUACGCAAAAACGCAUCAUGAAGAUGAAUUUAUUCUUGAGGAUAUCAACUUCUUUGCACCUUCAAAGAGUUUAACAGUCAUCACCGGCCCGGUUGGAAGUGGUAAGUCUACUCUGCUCUCAGCGAUCGCUGGUGAAAUUUGGAACACCAUUGGGACGAUUGAUUAUCAAGGGUCUGUCAUUUACUUACCUCAGACUGCUUGGGUGUUUUCGGGAACGGUAAAAGAAAACAUUCUGUUUGGUCAACCCUUCGAGGAGUCCAAGUACGAAAUAAUAAUCGACGCCUGCGCUCUGAAAGAAGACUUUCAGCGGUUACCUGAUGGUGACCAAACAGUUGUUGGAGAACGCGGAGAGGUUCUGAGUGGAGGACAACAGGCGAGAGUAAGUUUAGCUCGUGCAGUUUAUGCUGAAGGAGAUAUUUAUCUAUUGGAUGAUCCACUGAGUGCUGUCGAUUUUAAAGUUGGCCAACACAUCUUUAACAAGUGCAUCAAAGAUCUACUGGGCGAUAAAAUCGUCCUGUUUGCCUCUCAUCAGCAACAGCACAUGGAAAAUGCUGAUGAAGUGAUUGUGUUGUAUAAAGGGCGUGUCCUCGACAAGGGACGCUUUACUGAGCUGCAAGAAAAAGGUGUAAUCAAUUCAACUGUUGACCCGCUCUGUAAAGUAGCUCUGAAGGACAAAACGGACUCAUCUGAGCCGUUCUGCUGGGAAGAUAAGGAGGAACACGAUGAUGCUGAAAAGUGCCAGAUAAUACAUCCCCUGACCAAUGAGGCGAAGAGUUUGGAGAUAGCACGGGAGGAUCGGGGAAUCGGAGUUGUGACAUCCAGGCUUUAUUGGGACUAUUUCAGAAGUGGAGCACAUCCUUUGAUGCUAACUGGAAUGGUUGGUUUAAGUCUCAUUACUCAAGGUAAACUUAUUGUUUGAGUGAGUUACAAACCUUGGGUCAGGCUCUAACAGGGGAAACAGCAACCUUUUUUCUAUAUUUCGUUUCUUCUAUUCUUUUAUUCUGUUUCGUGCAAAUAAUUUCACAAUGGCUAUGCUUUUAACCAAGAAUAAACGUUCUUUUUAGAUUAGCAGGUAGCGUUAAGAGACACUGCACAAAUUUCUGACCAUGUUUCCGAUAUCUCACUUGCUCGUACAAGCGCGAGGCAAGCGGGAGUGAAUGGCGAGUUUCGCGCGAAAGGAAGAGCUGGUGUUUUUCUCCUCGCGUUUGCCUUACACUUGCCUCCACUCGCAUGAAAAGGUCGAAAAACCACUCGCUCUACAGACUAACUCUUUGAGACCAAAAGCAGUUUUUUAAAUAAUAUUUAUGUGUGACAUGGUUAACUACCUCAUCUAUUCUGUGACGUUGUGGUGCUUGCAUAAACAUCCCCAAGACGUUAACGGUAGUAGGUAAUCCAGGCGAGUUGUGUUUGGGCCCAAUAAAUCUUACAAUGUUCAACUGAGUGAUCAUACAAAAGUAAAUUUCAACCACCGCAUUUUAAUGGUAUUUCUUUCAGCCAUCAUAGUUGCUCCAGACUUGUGGCUUUCGUUUCUUGCAAGGCUAAACCCAGAGGAUCAGAAGAACAAGACUUAUCUAUCUGUCUUCGCCUGUCUGGUUGGCGCGUGUUUUAUAUUUACUAUCGUUCGGGCUCACGGAUUCUUCCAUGUUUGUCUGAAGUGCGCCGAGCGUCUUCACGAUAAAAUGGUUGUGGCCAUUUUACAAGCACCUGUCCUGUUCUUUGAUUCUAAUCCAGUGGGAAGAAUCCUAAAUCGUUUCUCCAAUGAUAUUGGCUGCGUAGAUGAGAUGUUACCCAAAACAUUCCUGGCGGCAAUGCAGAUGCUCUUGGUGAUAUUUGGCCAAAUUCUGGUAACAGUUGUCACAAAUGUUUGGCUGAUGUUUCUUGUUGUUCCAAUUUCCAUGUUGGUCGUUUUUCUAUCCAAUUAUUACUUGAAGACUGCCAGAGAACUAAAGAGGUUAGAGUCGAUAUCCCGAAGCCCAGUGUUCGCUCAUUUUUCGGAGACCCUGAUAGGACUGGACACGAUUCGUACGAGAGGAAGACAGACAGAUUUUGUGGAUGCACUCUACAGGUAUGUCAGAGACAUUGAUUCAGUUUGUGGUGUCAGAGCCGAUAAAUGCACAGGGCAAUAGUGACUCAUAGUCGCUCGUUUUCUGUGAGCUAUUUUUUUAAUUUGCCGGCAAUACGCGAAAUGGCAUGACGUGUCUUUUGUAAUCCUAUCCGGUACGUGCUGAGACACUGGUCAGCAAGUGGACCUUUCGGCACCAGGCACGGUGGCGAAACGAAGCUAUCCGAAAGAGGCACGAGGGGUAUUACCAGUUGUGAGACUACAGUAAUUGCUCUGUGCGGUUUUCAUCCUUCUGAUAGGGUUUCAACAGUCGCAUAAUAUGAACCGUCAAUCAACAAGAUCGCCUGACGUAGAAAUUUCACAAUUAGUCGAAACUAUAACAAAUGUAUGAAACGUAUAAGCGAUGUUAGUUUCUUUCUCUAAUUUUGUCACAGUUUUGAUCAAUUGGUAAGAGAACGUCAUGUCGUGCAAUUCUGCCUUUAAUAAUACUCGUGAUUAAAAAAGUCAGACUCCCGCCUCGCAGUCGUCCCCUUUUGUUAAUCACUCGUAUGAUUACUGGCCGAAUUGGACUCCACUCAGUCCUAUUACCAUUAUGAGUUUAAUUAACAGGAAAUACAGACGAGUGCCACUCGUCUUCUACUUCUGAUAAAUGUUAUACUUAGCAUACAAGAUGUAGUUGUGAUAGUGAACAAUUAAGAACGGGUCUGUUUUUGGCGAAUUUACCAUUUUUAAUGGAAAAGUAUUCAUAUCGUUAAGAAACUCGGCUCUAGCGGCUCUCACUUCAUCUGGACGAAUGGAGCAUACCUAAGAAUGAGAUGUGGUUACGGAAGUGAUCUUUCGGAUACUUAGCAAGAAGCUUACGGAUGUUCCUUGGAGAGUAACAUCUUUUUGAAGGGCAGCGGUGUCGGGCGGAAUUUGUUGAAGGGCUCCGUUACAUUGUCAGGCCAAAGGAGACACUGGCCUCAUUUAAGUGUGCAGACCAGAUGUAAUCUCUUUGAGAUUUUUUUGGAGUGAUUGUCGUAAGGAAAAUAUUAUUUUAUAAUAACAAGCCAAUCAAAACAAAACAAAAGAUCACAAGUAGUGACAGAGGACUUAACUCAAAAACAAGGAAACGGCAUUGAACUCUGAGAAACGCGUUCGACCAAUAGGCAGUUGGUUUUGCGUAAGUUUGCUGGACCAAUCACCAUUCAAAGUAAUACAAAGCUGAUACAACCCGGUUUAUUUUCGACAGUCAACUAAAAAAUAACUUCAUUAUUAAAACUUAUUGUGAUAAAAACUUGUCCCCUCAGAUAUCAAGAUGUUCAUAAUCAGGCGUAUAUUAUGGUGAUGGCCAGCGGUAGGUGGCUCGGUACACGUUUGGAUUGUCUCGCUUCCUUGUUAGUCGGUGCAGUUGCUCUGGCUGCAAUCUUGGUAUCUCAAGAUGCCGGUAAGCUCAAGAUUCUUACUAACAUUUUUGAGUCUUUCUAUGUAAAGUAAGAAUCUACACAGUCGUGUAUUAACACAGCAGGAACAACUGAAUAAUAAAAUAAGUGUGACUAUACGUGCUCUCUCAUGAACGGGUGGUUUCUAAACACGACAGAAACGUGAGAGUCAACUCGGGUGUCUUACGUGCAGAGCAAAAUUUCAAGUGUCUUCUAUGAUUCAAAACAGGAAAAUUGUGUUGAUAACUCCUCUGCACCUACGAAGCUUGGAGUCAAAACAACGAUACUGAGAAAGAUGUAAAAAAGACGCUUUAUUUAUUCCUUCCCAUUAAGUGACUGCCUGGACUAGGCUAGGUAACCUAGCUUUGUAAAGCUUUCGUUAUAUAUUUUGAGCUAUCGAGAGAAAACAAGUCCGGAAUUUAUAGACUCAAGUUCUAAUUUUUCUUUUCAGCUUACGCUGGUCUCGCUCUUGUUUACGUCAUCCGAA
Pocillopora meandrina is the source of this 6280-nucleotide messenger RNA. Lineage: Eukaryota; Metazoa; Cnidaria; Anthozoa; Scleractinia; Pocilloporidae. The record is from the annotation of a GenBank genome assembly.